CACAGAGAACCUGCACUACACUGGAGGAUGUUAGAGUAGAGAGCAGCUCGCAUCCUGGGAGAAACAAGCGAUAACUCACUGAUCACAUCGUCAGCUGAACGAGAAAGGACGUUGUGUUUACCAACUUGCGGCAGGAGGAGGGGGGGAGAAGCUGCUGACUGUGUGCUCGAAAGGGGGACAUCAGCCCUGACACUUGGCGGGGUAAAGCGAGAGAGAAGUUCACGUUCGUCCUCUAGAGUCUGAAGAGGAGAGGACUGACCGGACUGUGAUCGCCUCUGUGUGUGCACCACAGAGAGAGACAGAGAAUCUUGUGGGCACCACAGAGAGAGAAAAAUCUUGUGGGCACCACAGAGAGAGAAAAAUCUUGUGGGCACCACAGAGAGAGAAAAUCUUCGGAGCACCAGAGAGACAGAAAAUCUUGUGAGCACCACAGAGAGAGAAAAAUCUUGUGGGCACCACAGAGAGAGAAAAUCUUCGGAGCACCAGAGAGACAGAAAAUCUUGUGAGCACCACAGAGAGAGAAAAAUCUUGUGGGCACCACAGAGAGAGAAAAAUCUUGUGAGCACCACAGAGAGAGAGAAUCUUGUGGGCACCAGAGACAGAGAGAGACAGAGAAUCUUGUGAGCACCACAGAGAGAGACAGAGAGAGAAUCUGCCCCUCUAUAUGUCUACAAAGAUGGAGCAGCCUUUCUACCACGACGACACCUUCCUGGGGGGCUACGCCGGCGCCGAGGGCGGUCUGCACGACUACAGCUCCAAGUACCUGAAGCAGAGCAUGAGCCUGAACCUGGGCGAGCCGGCCCGCUCGCUGAAGCCGCCUCACCUGCGGGGGGCCGAGGAGCAGCUGAUGGGCGCCGCCUCUGCUGCUGCUGCCGCCGCCGCCGCCGCCGCGGCCGCGGACGUGGGGCUGCUGAAGCUGGCGUCGCCGGAGCUGGAGCGGCUCAUCAUCCAAUCGAGCAACGGGGUGAUCACCACCACGCCCAGCCCGGGCCAGUACUUCUGCGGGCGCAACAUCACCGACGAGCAGGAGGGCUUCGCCGACGGCUUUGUCAAGGCGCUGGAGGAGCUGCACAAGAUCAACCAUGUGGCGCCCAACGUGUCCAUCUCGUCCAGCCCGGGCAUGAGUUGCAGUAGCGCCGCCCCCGUCCACGGCGCCUACGGCUCCUCCGAGGUGCCGCCGGUCUACACCAACCUGACCGCGUACAACGCAGGGGGCGGCGGCGGCGGUGGCACCUACCCCAGCGCCACCAUCAGCUACCUCCCCCAGCCCCACGCCUACAGCAGCGGCGGCGGAGGAGGAAGCCUGCCCCCGGUGCACCUGAGCGGCCCGCCCCCGCCCCAGCCGCGGCUCCAGCGGCUCAAGGAGGAGCCGCAGACCGUGCCCGAGGUGCAGAGCCGCGGCGAGACGCCGCCGCUGUCCCCGAUCGACAUGGAGAGCCAGGAGCGCAUCAAGGCGGAGCGGAAGCGCAUGAGGAACCGGGUGGCCGCCUCCAAGUGCCGCAAGAGGAAGCUGGAGAGGAUCGCCCGGCUGGAGGACAAGGUGAAGACUCUGAAAUCCGACAACGCCGGCCUGGCUUCCACCGCCACCGUGCUGAGGGACCAGGUCUCUCAGCUCAAACAGAAAGUCAUGACUCACAUCAGCAGUGGCUGCCAGAUAGUAAUUACUCAGAAACUCCAGGGCUUCUGAGCAACAAAAAAAGAGUGUGGACUUUGGGGCCAGCCGGAGAGACUGAGUAAAUUUUGUUUGUUUGUAUUUUCAGGAGAGAAAAAAAAAUGAGGAGGGAGUGAAAAUGAGAUCUUUUGGGGGUUUUGUUUUCCUAAUGACACUGGAACUCCCUAGAAAGUUGCAUGGGGUUGAGACGCGCGUUGGGGGAGACAAUCCUGAAUCCUGACUCUGUAACACCAGAUAACGGGCAGAGAACUAACUGUCCACAUCGGUCGUGGUAGCGCAGGAGAUUUUUUUUAAUUAAAAAAAAACUAUGGUCAUUUUGUUCUUUAUCUUAACUAAAGAAGGACGCUGACAUUUCUCUCUUGAUGCUGCACACAAUUUGUAAAUUAUUCCUCGUUUUUUUUGGAAAAAAAAUGUUAUGUUUUAGUUUGUAACAAACUCAGUUCGAUUUUGUGUUUUUAUUUUGACAAUCUUAAUGUUUUUAAGUAUUUAAGUAAAUAGUUUAAACUGUGAA
Molecule: messenger RNA, 2183 nt
Organism: Hemiscyllium ocellatum (epaulette shark)
Lineage: Eukaryota; Metazoa; Chordata; Chondrichthyes; Orectolobiformes; Hemiscylliidae
Product: transcription factor Jun-like
Exons: 1
Coding region: 665-1687 (340 amino acids)
Biological process (GO): regulation of cell population proliferation; regulation of transcription by RNA polymerase II; regulation of cell cycle
Cellular component (GO): transcription regulator complex
Molecular function (GO): RNA polymerase II cis-regulatory region sequence-specific DNA binding; transcription factor binding; DNA-binding transcription factor activity, RNA polymerase II-specific
Source: RefSeq, a predicted model, not a curated record